This is a messenger RNA of Anopheles bellator, 1839 nucleotides long. Its product is annotated as intraflagellar transport protein 88 homolog. The transcript has 4 exons. The coding region runs from base 1 to 1839 and encodes 612 amino acids. Gene Ontology annotation, molecular function: kinesin binding. Gene Ontology annotation, biological process: intraciliary transport; non-motile cilium assembly. NCBI's taxonomy places the organism in Eukaryota, Metazoa, Arthropoda, Insecta, Diptera, Culicidae. The record is from RefSeq and is a predicted model, not a curated record. Gene Ontology annotation, cellular component: centriole; ciliary base; ciliary basal body.
AUGAGUUCCAACUUUGACGACGAUAUUUACGGUGGAUUUACUGGUGUAACCAAUAAACUGUUUAAUUACGACGCGAAAGAAGAUCAAGCAUUUCAAAAUGCGGUGCGAACGUCUAGCUACGGGAAAAAGACAACGACACCAAAGUUUUUCUGGAACGGCGAUAAAAUCGGUUCAGCAGAACCGACCACGGCCAUGGCCCGCCCGUCUACGGCAAUCCGGCCGGUCGGGUACUCGUCGCACAGUUCGAAGUUGUUCGACCCGCUCAACCAGGCAGCGAAGAAGAUAGUCGUGAUGGAGAGCAAAAAGGAGGAAACACCCGAGCAGCGGUACAAGAACCUCGAGACGAAGAUUUACGCGUUGCUAGAGGAAUCAAUCUCUAAUGCGUCGUACGAGUACAUCAACGAGCUGAUCAAAUCGGAUGAGUUGCACAACUACGAGCGGAAGCUGCGCCAGCUGGCAGAGAAGAACAUUCUGAUCUCAGCAAAUCUAAUUUCGACCAUCAUUGACGACUACUUCAACGAUGGGUACAGCUGGUGUGUGGAAACGAUUAAAAACUCAUACUUUUCUACGCUGGCAACCGAUUUGGAGCUGAAGAAGGCCGUAAUCUAUUUGAAGCAGGACGACUUUCAACAGGCCAUUGACACGCUGAAAUACUUCGAAAAGAAAGAGUCCAACAUUGCCAUCAAUGCGGCCAUAAAUUUAAGUUUCAUUUACAUUUUGAAAAAGGACGUUGCGGCCGCAGAAACAUAUGCCGAGGCGGCAAAAAAGAUCGACAGCUACUGCCCGGCGGCCUUCAUCAACAGUGGUGUUUGCUUCAUGCUGAAAAAUGAUUACGAAUCGGCCAAGCUGAUGUUUACCAGCGCGCUGGACAUCGAUUCGACCUCGUUUGAGGCCCUGUACAAUAUGGGAUUGAUCUUUAAGAAGCUGGCCGACCACAACACAGCACUGCUGUACUUUCGGAAAAUCAUUUCCAGCCUUGGGCACGAGCAACACCCGGAGGUUUUGUAUCAGAUCGCCCAACAAUAUGACUUGCUGGGUGACGUGAGUACGGCCCUCGAGUACUACCUCCAGCUGCUCAGUCUGGCGCAACAGGAUCACAAAAUUAUCCAACGCAUCGGAGAGCUGUACGAAAAGGAUGGCGAGCGGCAACAGGCGUACCAUUACCAUCACGAGUCGUACCGCAUCUAUCCAAUUGAGUCCAGCGUCAUCAACUGGCUCUGUUCGCACUACAUCGAACUACAGGUGGUCGAGAAAGCGAUCGGCUUCUACGAAAAGGCGGUCCUUCGCAACCCACAGGAUCCGUACUAUCUGUUGCGUAUUGCCGGCUGUUAUCGUCGCAUCGGAAAUCAACAGAAAUCGAUGAACCUCUUCCGAAUGAUCCACGAGCACUAUCCUGAAAAUACAGACUGCUUGCGGGCGCUCAUGCAUCUGACACAAUCGCAGGGGAACAGUGAGGCAUACGAAAAGUUCGCCAGUGAGUUGCAAAAGCUGGAAAAGCAGAAGGAAGUUCGGCAGCGCAUCGGCAAUGGCCGGCCACCAACAAGCAGCAACUCUCGCCUCUCCAGCGGAGAGUACAGUAGUGCGCGUGCAGCAGUAACUGCGUCUCACGAAGGAUAUCAAGCUCCUGGAACGGCUUCCGGACAUCACAGCACAGGCCAGACCGGUAAAAGUGCCGACGUAUCACCUGACUAUAGUAAUAAUUUUGCGCAGGCUGCGUACACUUACGGAGAUCCAUUGGGACCACCACAAGAGCGACCGCGAACCGGCGUUCGCCGGAAUCUUACGUUUGAAGACGAAUCGGAUGAAGAGAUAAACACCUACGAUCUGUUGCCAGUCUGA